AUGUUAAAAAAAAAAAAACAACUGUACCCAUCCAACCUACCAAGUGCCAGGAUUGUCAUUUGUUUCCACAAUGAAGAAUUUAAUGUCUUGUUUCGGACAGUGUCCAGUGUCAUGACUCUCACUCCACAGCAUAUCCUUGAAGAAAUUAUUUUGGUAGAUGACAUGAGUGAAUUUGAUGAUUUGAAAGAGAAACUAGUCUACCAUGUGGAAAUUCUGGGGGGAAAGAUUAAAUUAAUAAGAAACAAAAAGAGAGAGGGACUGAUUCGAGCAAGGCUGACUGGAGCAUCGCGUGCUUCAGGGGACGUUCUGAUGCUCCUGGAGAGCCACUGCAAGGUGAAUAAAGUAUGGCUGGAGCCCUUGCUGAAUGCCAUUGCCAAGGACCCCCACAUGGAGGUGUGUCCUCUGAUAGAUGCCAUUGAUUAUGUGACCCUGGAAUACCAGCCCUCUCCUGUUGUCAGGGGAGCUUUCAACUGGUAUCUGCAAUUUAAACGGGAUCAUGUUUUCUCUUAUGAGACGGAUGGACCAGAAGGACCCACUAGACCCAUCCAAUCACCUGCAAUGGCUGGAGGAAGUUGUGCUAUAAGUAGGCAUUAUUUUAAUGCAAUCGGAAAGUACCACAAGGGCAUGAAUCUCUGGGGAGGAGAACAUUUGGAACUUUCACUAAGGAUCUGGAUGUGUGGAGGCCAACUCUAACUCCCCUGCUCUCGAGUAGGACAUAUUGAUAAGCAACACGUUGCAAACCACACUGGAAUUGUAAAAGCCUUGGUAUAUAACAAUCUCAGACUGGCGCACAUUUGGCUAGAUGAAUACAAGGUGAAGGGUACGUCCCUGGUUUGGAAAGGUGAGUGA
This is a messenger RNA of Balaenoptera musculus (blue whale), 849 nucleotides long. Its product is annotated as inactive polypeptide N-acetylgalactosaminyltransferase-like protein 5. Gene Ontology annotation, biological process: spermatid development. The record is from RefSeq and is a predicted model, not a curated record. Gene Ontology annotation, cellular component: Golgi apparatus. Lineage: Eukaryota; Metazoa; Chordata; Mammalia; Artiodactyla; Balaenopteridae.